Messenger RNA from Nipponia nippon (crested ibis), 1068 nucleotides. NCBI's taxonomy places the organism in Eukaryota, Metazoa, Chordata, Aves, Pelecaniformes, Threskiornithidae. The record is from RefSeq and is a predicted model, not a curated record.
AUGGAGCAGAACCUCCUGGAAACUAUUCUAACGCACAUCGAAAAUAAGGAGGUGAUUGGUGACGGCCAACAUGGCGUCACUAAGAGCAAAUUGUUCCUGACAAAUUUGGUGGCCUUCUACGACAGGGUUGCAGCACUGGUGGAUAAGGGAAGAGCAACUGACAUCAUCUACCUGGAUUUGUGCAAAGUAUUUGACACUGUCCCACAUGACAUCCUUGUCUCUAAAUUGGAGAGACACAGAUUUGAUGGGUGGUGGAUAAGGAAUUGGCUGGAUUGUCACACUCAAAGACUUGUGGUCAAUGGCUCAAUGUCCGAGCAGAGACCAGUGACAAGUGGCAUUCCUCAGGGGUUGGUAUUGGGACCGGUAGCCCUGCUGGACCGCAACUCCGAGGCCGGGCAGGAGAGCAAGGCGGCCCUGGACGAGCAGUUUGAAGCGCAGCGGACGGUGUUCAUCCAGUGCGACGUUACGGAUCAGGAGCAGCUGAAAGGUGCUUUCAAAAAAGUAAUUGAACAUUUUGGAAGGCUGGAUAUUGUGGUUAAUAAUGCUGGUGUGAACAAUGAGAAGGACUGGGAAAGCACUAUACAAAUUAACUUGACAUCUGUGAUUAGAGGAACCUACCUUGGCCUAGAAUACAUGAGAAAAGGCAAUGGAGGAGAUGGAGGAGUAAUCAUUAAUAUCUCAUCUUUGGCAGGACUCAUGCCUGCUGCAUUCCAACCUGUGUACUGUGCUACAAAGCAUGGUGUAAUUGGAUUCACACGGUCAAUAGCAUUAGCUGCUAAUAUGGAAAACUACGGAGUGAGACUCAACACAAUUUGUCCAGGAUUUGUCAACACACCAAUUCUUCAGUCAAUAGAUAAAGAAGAGAAUAUGGGACAAUAUUAUUCAUAUAAGGAUGAGAUCAAAAAUAUGAUGCAGUUCUAUGGCGUGAUGGACCCAUCAAUAAUUGCUGAGGGACUGAUAACAAUAAUUGAAGAUGAUACUCUAAAUGGAGAAGUUAUGAAGAUUACCGCAUCCCAAGGGAUUCAUUUUCAACAAUACAGCCAAACACCUUUUACAUCAAAGAGAUAA